AUGGAAGUUUUCUCGCCAGAGUCGACGAGACAACAAACAUUUUAUGCCUCAUCUAGCAACAGCUUCGACCUCGAUAUGAUGAGUCAAAUGGAUGACUUUCAUUACGGAGAAAAUGACGAAUGUCAGGUGCUUGUGUUAAAGUAUGAUCCUGAGUACAUUGCGAUGAACGUUUUCUUGCCAAAAGAAAAGUUCGGCCUGGAGAAGUUUGAAAAAGGUCUUACGGGCACAAAGUUGAAAGAUCUUAUGAACAGCGUCAGUGAAAUGCAGGUUACGGUUACGAUGCCGAAGUUCAAGUUUGAAUCAGAUGUCAACCUCAAGGACGCCUUGAAGGAGAUGGGCAUCACGGAAAUGUUCACCGAUCAGGCAGAUCUCUCGGUUAUCACAGGAUCCCCGGAACUCCUUGUGUCUGACGCGAAACAUAAAACGUUUAUAGAGGUGGAUGAAAACGGAACGAAGGCGGCAGCGGUGACGGCCUUCAAAAUUGUUCCUAUGUCGCUCGUUAUUCAAGAAAAAGAGAUUUUUUUCACCGCCGAUCACCCUUUCAUGUUCGCCAUUGUCGACCGUCGAAAUGGCAAUAUCCUGUUCAUGGGAAGAUACACAGGCAAAUCCUGA
Soboliphyme baturini is the source of this 612-nucleotide messenger RNA. The record is from the annotation of a GenBank genome assembly. NCBI's taxonomy places the organism in Eukaryota, Metazoa, Nematoda, Enoplea, Dioctophymatida, Soboliphymatidae.